Molecule: messenger RNA, 2712 nt
Organism: Closterium sp. Naga37s-1
Lineage: Eukaryota; Viridiplantae; Streptophyta; Zygnematophyceae; Desmidiales; Closteriaceae
Source: the annotation of a GenBank genome assembly
AUGGCGACGAUCGACGCGGUUGCGGCGGGAGCGGGCAGCUGUAUCGGCCUGGCCGUCGGCUCCGCGAUUAGCGGCGGUGCCAUCGGCGGACUUUUCGGGCUGGUGUCGGGUCUCUUCCGCCGCGAGGGCUUUAAGAAGGCCAUGUCCGAGGCUGGGGCUUCCGGCCGGACCUUCGCCAUCAUGUCGGGCGUGCAUUCGCUCGUCAGCGCCUCGCUUAAGAAGAUUCGCGAUAAGGACGACGUGAUCAACCAUGCAGUGGCGGGGUGCGCCACCGGAAUCGCCCUCGGCUGGGGAGGCACGCCACCGAGCUCAACCUCCUGGGCCUCUCCCCUCCACACGCCCACUGCAGCAGCAGCAGCAGCAGCAGCAGCAGCAGCAGCAGCAGCAGCAGCAGCAGCAGCAGCAGCAGCAGCAGCAGCAGCAGCAGCAGCAGCAGCAGCAGCGAGCAGCAGUGUGAACUUCACACUGGCUCUUCUGAGGGCCUUCUUUGACUGGUGGGAGGAGGGGGUGAUGGCGGGUGAUGCUGCUGCUGCUGGUGCUGGUGGUGCAUUUGUUGCAGCUGAUGCUGCUGCUGCUGGUGCUGGUGGUGCAUUUGUUGCAGCUGAUGCUGCUGGUGCUGGUGCUGGUGGUGCAUUUGUUGCAGCUGAUGCUGCUGCUGCUGGUGCUGGUGGUGCAUUUGUUGCAGCUGAUGCUGCUGGUGCUGGUGCUGGUGGUGCAUUUGUUGCAGCUGAUGCUGCUGGUGCUGGUGCUGGUGGUGCAUUUGUUGCAGCUGAUGCUGCUGGUGCUGGUGCUGGUGGUGCAUUUGUUGCAGCUGAUGCUGCUGGUGCUGGUGCUGGUGGUGCAUUUGUUGCAGCUGAUGCUGCUGCUGCUGGUGCUGGUGGUGCAUUUGUUGCAGCUGAUGCUGCUGGUGCUGGUGCUGGUGCUGAUGCUGCUGCUGCUGGUGCUGGUGGUGCAUUUGUUGCAGCUGAUGCUGCUGCUGCUGGUGCUGGUGGUGCAUUUGUUGCAGCUGAUGCUGCUGCUGCUGGUGCUGGUGGUGCAUUUGUUGCAGCUGAUGCUGCUGCUGCUGGUGCUGGUGGUGCAUUUGUUGCAGCUGAUGCUGCUGCUGCUGGUGCUGGUGGUGCAUUUGUUGCAGCUGAUGCUGCUGCUGCUGGUGCUGGUGGUGCAUUUGUUGCAGCUGAUGCUGCUGCUGCUGGUGCUGGUGGUGCAUUUGUUGCAGCUGAUGCUGCUGCUGCUGGUGCUGGUGGUGCAUUUGUUGCAGCUGAUGCUGCUGCUGCUGGUGCUGGUGGUGCAUUUGUUGCAGCUGAUGCUGCUGCUGCUGGUGCUGGUGGUGCAUUUGUUGCAGCUGAUGCUGCUGCUGCUGGUGCUGGUGGUGCAUUUGUUGCAGCUGAUGCUGCUGCUGCUGGUGCUGGUGGUGCAUUUGUUGCAGCUGAUGCUGCUGCUGCUGGUGCUGGUGGUGCAUUUGUUGCAGCUGAUGAUGCUGCUGGUGGUGCAUUUGUUGCAGCUGAUGCUGCUGCUGCUGGUGCUGGUGGUGCAUUUGUUGCAGCUGAUGCUGCUGCUGCUGGUGCUGGUGGUGCAUUUGUUGCAGCCGAUGCUGCUGCUGCUGCUGCUGGUGGUGCAUUUGUUGCAGCUGAUGCUGCUGCUGCUGGUGCUGGUGGUGCAUUUGUUGCAGCUGAUGCUGCUGCUGCUGCUGGUGCUGGUGGUGCAUUUGUUGCAGCUGAUGCUGCUGCUGCUGCUGCUGGUGCUGGUGGUGCAUUUGUUGCAGCUGAUGCUGCUGCUGCUGCUGCUGGUGCUGGUGGUGCAUUUGUUGCAGCUGAUGCUGCUGCUGCUGCUGGUGCUGGUGGUGCAUUUGUUGCAGCUGAUGCUGCUGCUGCUGCUGGUGCUGGUGCUGAUGCUGCUGCUGCUGCUGGUGCUGGUGGUGCAUUUGUUGCAGCUGAUGCUGCUGCUGCUGCUGCUGGUGCUGGUGGUGCAUUUGUUGCAGCUGAUGCUGCUGCUGCUGCUGGUGCUGGUGGUGCAUUUGUUGCAGCUGAUGCUGCUGCUGCUGCUGGUGCUGGUGGUGCAUUUGUUGCAGCUGAUGCUGCUGCUGCUGCUGCUGCUGCUGGUGGUGCAUUUGUUGCAGCUGAUGCUGCUGCUGCUGGUGCUGGUGGUGCAUUUGUUGCAGCUGAUGCUGCUGCUGCUGCUGGUGCUGGUGGUGCAUUUGUUGCAGCUGAUGCUGCUGCUGCUGCUGGUGCUGGUGUUCCCGUACCUGUUUCUUGUUCAGCCGCACUCCUCGCGGGUCAACCACAGUCGCCCGCACCCCAUGCCUCUGCUCCAAUGCAAACGCCAACGCCCCCCUCCCCCCUGCCACGUCUAAAACCCCCUUCCCGCCGCCCCCUUCUUUCCUGCCGUCCCCCAUCUCCCCGUUGCCCCCUCCCUUCACCCCCUCUCCCCUCUCCCUGUCAUCCUCCCUCUCCCCGUUUCCUCCCGGCCCCCCGCCUUCCCCCAUCAGUCUCCCCCGUCCGAACGUCCCCACGAGCCACGCAGCAAAGAGAUCCGCGCGCACCUGCUUCCCCCGCUUCCCCUCCGCGCUGUGCGGGUCCCGCUCCCCCUGGCUGCAGCAGUGGCGGCGCCGGUGCUGCCUGUGGGCGAUCCAGUGCAGGCGCAGCAGGGGGAGCAGCGCGGGCGGCGGGUGCGCGCGCGCGCAGAAGGGCGCGGCGGAGCAGUGCGCCGAGUUGA